Messenger RNA from Closterium sp. Yama58-4, 750 nucleotides. The record is from the annotation of a GenBank genome assembly. Lineage: Eukaryota; Viridiplantae; Streptophyta; Zygnematophyceae; Desmidiales; Closteriaceae.
AUGGGGACACAAGCAGGGGGGGUGGGUGCACAGACAGGAGGGGAGGGAAUGCAAGCAGGGGGGCUUGAGGCGCUGCUGGGGGGGCUGGGAGGAUUGAGUGGUGUGCUGGCAGGUUUAGGGCGAAUAGCAGGCGAGGAGGGCGGCGGAAGGCGAGUGCUGGGAGGGGCAGCUCGAGAGGGAGCAGGGCGGGAGGUGGGAGGGGGUGGGGCAGCAAGCAGGAGUGCAGGUGGGGCGGAGGGGUGUGGGGCGGGUGGAGCAAGGAGGUCUAGUCAAGGGGGAGGCACGUCUGUGAAGGAGAGAGGCAAGGUGCUUUCAGAUGCUGUUGCUGCUGGAAAGCUGAGUUUGGAGGAAGCAAAGGAGUGGGAGAGGGUGAUGGAGGCGGAUGACGUGGCACAGCGCCACAUGGCGCCGCAAGAGAGGCUGUCAGAAGCAUAUCUGAGUGGAAGGUCAAGGAGAACAAGCAGAGAGCACCAGCAACGCUUGCACUCGGCGCCACCGCACACCACAAACAAGGAAGCAUCCGGAACGCAUGGCGCUGCUGCUGCUUGCCAGGAGCAGUUGGGGAAGGCUGGCGAGCAGAUUGCACGGGGCGGCGGAGAUCCCCCAGCCAGCUCUUCUGGUGCAACUCUUGCUGCGCAGGGGCCUUCACGGCGUCGGUUGCGAGAGGAGAAUGGCACUCCGAGCGAGGAGGAUGGUGUUGGUGGCAGCUCCAGGGGCGCCAAGCACCACAAAACAAUGGAAAGUGCAUGA